This is a messenger RNA of Dibothriocephalus latus, 426 nucleotides long. Lineage: Eukaryota; Metazoa; Platyhelminthes; Cestoda; Diphyllobothriidea; Diphyllobothriidae. The record is from the annotation of a GenBank genome assembly.
CGUGUGGCUCGCACGCCCGGCGUGAAUCCCGAAGAAGCCACUCGCCUGCUGCAGGCUGCGCGACAGUUGGUGGAACAGACCCUGCAUUGUGCUGCUCAGGACACCGGUGGGGGACGUCGGCCGGACAGGGAGCAGCAAUUAGCCUUCUUGGUCGGCCUUCCUGGUGUUUGGAUCCUUGCGGCUACCCUCUAUCAUUAUCUGGGUUCAUUGGCUGAACGCAACAGGUACAUUUCCAAGUACGCCGAACUCUCUCCGUACUUUACACAGGAGAUUAUCUUCCCCCAGGGUUCGGACGAACUUUUCAUCGGGCGAGCUGGCUACCUGUGCGGUCUGUACGAACUGCGACAGAUAACAGGCGAGCAAAUUGCUUGCAAGGAGGUUCUUUUUCGCCAACCCGACUGUCAUCCAUCUACUCUACCUGUUUAG